Molecule: messenger RNA, 2176 nt
Organism: Pyrus x bretschneideri (Chinese white pear)
Lineage: Eukaryota; Viridiplantae; Streptophyta; Magnoliopsida; Rosales; Rosaceae
Product: ubiquitin carboxyl-terminal hydrolase 24
Exons: 7
Coding region: 143-1795 (550 amino acids)
Biological process (GO): protein deubiquitination
Cellular component (GO): nucleus; cytosol
Molecular function (GO): cysteine-type endopeptidase activity; cysteine-type deubiquitinase activity
Source: RefSeq, a predicted model, not a curated record
CAGGGCCUCUCAAAACCCUAAUUCUUGGUUCCGGUUCUGACGUUUUCGGCAUACUUGUUCCUCGCUCUCAAUCUUCUCGCACACAAAGUUCCUGCUUUUCUUUGGGUGUUUCUGGGGUUUCCAAUUCGGUUAUGCGCACGAAAUGAGUGAUUCUAAGUUACUAGUGUUUGGGUCAUUCUCUGAAGACGAGACCAGGUCAUUGCUGCUAAAGCAAUCACCUGUCAAGGGCCUCAAGGCUGAGAACCCUGUGGAGAAGAAUGUAUUGCAGUUUGGGUCUAUAAAUUUUGUUACUGCAAAACCUUCGGUUCAAUUUAAUGGCGAAUCAAGCGGACAGAAAAGUUCUUUGAAAGCGCCCACCAAACUUCAGCCGUUAAUUUCAGUUAAUAAGCAGGAUGAAGUUAAGGCUGUAAAAGCAGUAGAUGGUAAUUUACCUGUAUCGUCAGCAACUCCAGCAGAGAAUGGAUGUACUGAUAAUUAUGUUAAUUGUUCUGCCCAUAGUAAUGGUGUUAAAGAGGUGACAACUGAUAAUGUUAACUUAACCUCUUUGCCUUUAUCCAAGGAUGAAGGUGUUCUCUCCAAUCAAUUUUCAAGUCUGGAAUUGCAGAAUGGCAGUGUUGAUGAUUUGUCUGUUUCUAAGAUUAAGGGGGAACUACAGAAGGCUUCAAAUGCGCCUGUUACAGUUUCUAAAAGCUUAUUGCCUCGUGGUCUAAUCAAUUCAGGAAAUCUAUGCUUUCUAAAUGCAACCCUGCAGGCUCUUCUAUCCUGCUCUCCUUUUGUUCAGCUUCUUCAGGAAUUGAGAACUCUUGAAGUACCUAAGGUUGGCUAUCCGACAUUGAGUGCAUUUGCAGAGUUCGUGUCUGAAUUUGACAUGCCUAGUGGUUCAAGUUCGAAGGACAAAGAUACAAGUGUUCUCGAGACUGGUAGGCCUUUUAGCCCUGCCAUGUUUGAAGGCGUUCUUAAAAAUUUCACUCCAGAUGUUCCGACUAGCAUCUCCUGCAGGCCAAGUUUCCUUUUGAAACUGUUGGUGUUUUUUAGACAAGAGGAUGCUCAGGAGUUCCUUAGCUUUAUCAUGGAUCAGAUGCAUGAUGAAUUACUUAAGCUUGAAGGACAAUCCCCAAGCAUUAACGGGCGUAAAUCAUCUCUUAUAUCUUCAGCAGAAGAUGAUGAAUGGGAGACAGUUGGCCCGAAGAAUACAUCUGCAGUAACCAGGACACAGAGUUUUGUUCCUUCAGAAUUGAGUGAUAUUUUUGGAGGACAAUCGAGAAGUGUGGUGAAGGCAAGAGGAAAUAAAGCUUCCGCUACUGUUCAGCCAUAUUUAUUGCUCCACCUUGAUAUUUACCCUGACGCUGUUUGUACCAUUGAAGAUGCACUUAAGUUGUAUUCUGCACCAGAAACUCUUGAGGGGUAUCGAACAUCAGCAGCUGGGAAGGCCGGUAUUGUGACUGCAACCAAAUCCAUACAGAUAAAGACACUUUCAAAGAUAAUGAUAUUGCACUUGAAGCGUUUUGGUUAUGGAAGUCAAGGAAGCACUAAGCUGAAUAAGCCUGUGCAUUUUCCACUUGAAUUGGUGUUGGGCCGUGAAUUGCUUGUUUCUCCAAAUACUGAGGGUCGAAAAUACAAACUCGUUGCUACAAUAACUCAUCACGGGAGCGAGCCGUCAAAGGGGCAUUAUACAACUGAUGCUCUCUAUGCCAAUGGUCAGUGGCUACGCUUUGAUGAUGCUUCGGUCACGGCAAUUGGGACUGGUAAAGUAUUGCAUAACCAGGCAUAUGUCCUCAUCUACAAACAAGUGUAAAACGACAGCUGGAACAAGUAAAAUACUGCAUGACCCGGCUUGUCUUCGCUUACAAGCAAUUGUGGAAGAAGGUAAACAUGGGGUACUUAGUUUAUGAGGUGUCACCACUUCUAUUGCCGAGGGGUCGAUGUUUUAAACUUCGGUCAAGUUCCCAUCUGAUCACCAAUGCAAGUGAAAAUGGCUGUAAUAAUUCAUUGAACUUGUCUGAUUGCAGCAGUUUUCAGUUUUGUUGUGAUGUAAUAUGUAUAUAUAUAUAGAGAGAGAGAGAGAGAGAGAGAGAGAGAGAGAGAGAGAGAGAGGCCGCUGCCCCUAAUUAUAUCAAGUGAAUGUUUUGAUAUUAAUUAUCAAUUAUAUCAAGUGAAUGCUGCUUAACAGUGUUUA